AGAGGCUGUGUGAGAAGCUGCAGCCGCCGGCAGAGGAGACCUCAGCAUCAUCUAGAGCCCAGCGCUGGCCCUGCCUCCGCCUGCCCCGCCGCCGCCGCCGUUUCUGUUCCUGCUACUGUCUCACCUAAACAACUCCCGUUACACGGACAAGUGAACCUCUGUGGCCGUCUUCUCCUCCUCUUCUUCCUCCUCCUCUUCCAACUUCUCCUCCUCCUCCCACUUCCCAGCCGCAGCAGAAAGCCCCCCACCCAACUGACACUGGCACCACUGCAAACGGUGUCAACUGCACAACUUUAUCUCGCUCCUCGGGCUCCCCUAAGGCAUCGGGCCCGUCGCUUCGUCUUAUUUUUCGCAAGGUUGCAUCGCUCUGCAUCUUUUCGCACCCGCCACCUCUCUCUGCCUCUCGAGUGUCCUGCCGCCCCGCAGCCUCCUCCUGGAGCUGCGCCCUAGUGCCCCUGCUGGGCAGUGGCGUUCCCCUCCGUCCUCCCGCGCCCAGCCCCUGCCGCGCGGGGCAGACGAUGCUGAAGAUGCUCUCCUUUAAGCUGCUGCUGCUGGCCGUGGCUCUGGGCUUCUUUGAGGGGGAUGCUAAGUUUGGGGAAAGAAGCGAAGGGAGCGGAGCGAGGAGGAGAAGGUGCCUGAAUGGGACCCCCCCGAAGCGCCUGAAGAGGAGAGAUAGGCGGAUGAUGUCCCAGCUGGAGCUGCUGAGUGGGGGAGAGAUGCUGUGCGGUGGCUUCUACCCUCGGCUGUCCUGCUGCCUGCGGAGUGACAGCCCGGGGCUGGGGCGCCUGGAUAACAAGAUAUUUUCUGUUGCCAACAACACAGAAUGCGGGAAGUUACUGGAGGAAAUCAGAUGUGCACUUUGCUCUCCAUAUUCUCAGAGCCUGUUCCACUCACCUGACAGAGAAGCCUUGGAAAGAGACCUGGCACUUCCCCUGCUCUGCAAAGACUAUUGCAAAGAAUUCUUUUAUACUUGCCGAGGCCAUAUUCCAGGUUUCCUUCAAACUACUGCUGAUGAAUUUUGCUUUUACUAUGCAAGAAAAGACGGUGGCUUGUGCUUUCCAGAUUUUCCAAGAAAACAAGUCAGAGGACCAGCAUCUAACUCCUUGGACCAGAUGGAAGAAUACGACAAAGUGGAAGAGAUCAGCAGAAAGCACAAACACAACUGCUUCUGUAUUCAGGAGGUUGUGAGUGGGCUGCGCCAGCCUGUCAGCGCCCUGCAUAGCGGGGAUGGCUCACACCGUCUCUUCAUUCUGGAAAAAGAAGGUUACGUGAAGAUCCUUACCCCCGAAGGAGAAAUUUUCAAGGAGCCUUAUUUGGACAUUCACAAACUUGUUCAAAGUGGAAUAAAGGGAGGAGAUGAAAGAGGACUGCUGAGCCUUGCAUUCCAUCCCAAUUACAAGAAAAAUGGAAAGCUCUACGUGUCUUAUACCACCAACCAAGAACGGUGGGCUAUGGGGCCUCAUGACCAUAUACUGAGAGUCGUGGAAUACACAGUAUCCAGGAAAAACCCCCAUCAAGCUGACCUGAGAACAGCCAGAGUGUUUCUUGAAGUUGCAGAGCUUCACAGAAAACACCUGGGAGGCCAGCUGCUCUUCGGUCCCGACGGCUUUUUGUACAUCAUCCUUGGUGAUGGGAUGAUCACACUGGAUGAUAUGGAAGAAAUGGAUGGGUUAAGUGACUUCACGGGUUCUGUGCUGCGGCUGGACGUGGACGCAGACGUGUGCCACGUGCCUUAUUCCAUCCCCAGGAGCAACCCGCAUUUCAACAGCACCAACCAGCCCCCCGAAGUGUUUGCCCACGGCCUCCACGACCCCGGCAGAUGUGCUGUAGAUCGACAUCCCACUGAUAUAAACAUCAAUUUAACAAUACUUUGCUCAGACUCCAAUGGGAAGAACAGAUCAAUAGCCAGAAUCCUACAGAUAAUAAAGGGGAAAGAUUAUGAAAGUGAGCCAUCACUUUUAGAAUUCAAGCCGUUCAGUAAUGGUCCUUUGGUGGGCGGAUUUGUUUACCGAGGCUGCCAGUCUGAAAGGCUGUAUGGCAGCUACGUGUUUGGAGACCGAAAUGGGAAUUUCUUAACUCUCCAGCAAAGUCCUGUGAGCAAGCAGUGGCAAGAAAAACCACUCUGUCUUGGCAACGGUGGUUCCUGUCGAGGUUACUUUUCAGGUCACAUCCUGGGAUUUGGAGAAGACGAAUUAGGUGAAGUUUACGUCCUAUCUAGUAGCAAAAGUAUGACCCAGACUCACAAUGGAAAACUCUACAAAAUUGUGGAUCCCAAAAGACCUCUGAUGCCUGAGGAGUGCAGAGCCACGGUGCAGCCCGCCCAGACCCUGACGUCGGAGUGCCCCCGGCUGUGUCGGAACGGCCACUGCACCCCCACCGGCAGGUGCUGCUGCAGCCCCGGAUGGGAAGGCGACUUCUGUAGAAUCGCGAAAUGUGAGCCAGCGUGUCGCCAUGGUGGUGUCUGUGUUAGACCCAACAAGUGCCUCUGUAAAAAAGGAUAUCUUGGCCCUCAGUGUGAACAAGUGGACAGAAACCUCCGCAGAGUGACCAGGGCAGGUAUUCUUGAUCAGAUCAUUGACAUGACAUCUUAUUUGCUGGAUCUAACAAGUUACAUUGUAUAGUUUCUGGGACUGUUUGAAUAUUCCUUUCCAAUGGGCAUUUAUUUUUUAUCCUGUCAUUAAAAAGAACGACUGUUAUCCUGCUACACACUCCUGUGAUUUCAUUUUCUUUGAUUAAUUUAAAAGUCAUUUCCAGAAAUGUGCAGAUCCCGUGUGUGUAUAUUGGCACGUUUGUUCACAUAUGCACGUACACACACACACUCACAACCCCUAGGCGUGUGGUUGCAUAACAGAUGGGUUUUAAAAAUAUAUAUUGCCCUGUGUGGAGUAAUUUAUCCGGAAAUUCCAUUGUAAAUUGAUAACGGAAUUUUUAUGUCACUAGAAGAGAUUACAUGACUUCCCAGGAAUUUUCUGUCUGUAAUCACUAAAGUCAACUUCGACGGAGUUUUAAAACAUUACUGUGCAAUCUGAUGGAUUUAAUUUAAAAAAGGCCAUAUUUUUAUAUUAAAGGACUAUGAUAUAAGAGAAUGUUUCAGAACUCCCUGAGGAACUUCUGAGUGGGCAACGAUAUAAAAUUGUAAUCUUCAUUUUUGUUAUUAUAUCCAAUUGCAGAAUGUUACGCACUUACCUUUCUAUUGGUGGAGAAAUCUGGUUCCCCCAGCUUAAUUUCAAGAUUGUUUUCAAGUGUUUUAUAAUUAAAUCAGAACAGCAUAUUCUAAAAUCAGCCCUCCUAAAAGGUCUGCUUUUAUUGUAUAGUGUAUUUAACAAGAGGCACUGGGUUUGUGUUACAUAUUUAUAUUUUGUAUUUUAUUUUUAUAAUAUAGACGUCACCUAGAUGAAACACCUAUGCCCUGUCCUGUAAAAUACUAAGGUUACAUUUGUCACCAACUUAAUUGGAAAGAAGGGGCGUGAGAAAGCAAACAGCCUUUAAUGUGCUGUGGCUCUAAUCUAGCAAUGUGUCCCUGUGCCAACAUGUAAUCAUUAACGACGGAUGAAAAAGCAAGAAAACAGCCAAUCCUUAUAAAAUUCCAGCAUUAAACAUUUGUAAAGUGCUUUUCACCAUAGCAAGACUGUCAAGAGUAUAUGUGAUUAGAAUGUUGCAGAUUUCACACUGAAUCAAACCUCACUGGAGAAGAGUUCACUCAUUUUUAACGGAUCUUGGCUCUGUAAGCUGUCACUUGUGCACAUUUUGAAUAUGAUCAUUCUUGCCAAAUAUGACUUUUAAUGUAUAUGUUCCUUCAGAACGCAAGGAAAAUCCUCUUUGGUUCAUGUAUGAAUAAAUGUUCUGUCAAUGUUCUGUUCAGGUUUUUAAAGAAAUGCCAUGUUCUAACUUAAAACUGCAAAAAAAAGUCUGGUAGAUACUUUUCUUCCUGGUUUUUUGAGGCCAGCCUGCCACGUUUGGAUUAUAACAAAAAUAUCAGGCCCCUUUGCACUACUGGAAAAGGAUCUCCUCGUGACACGUGCACACUCACUCUAGGUGGUCCUUCUCUAAACAUCUGUUCCUCCAGAAUCUAAAUUGUAGAGUAGGACAGAUCAUUGCAGCACAGCCCCACUUCCCAAACCUGCUCCUUACCUUUAGGAAUAGGAGCCUCAAUUAAAAAAAAAAAAUCAAAGCAAAUCUUGUAACCAGUAUUUUUCUCAUGUUUCAAAGUGAGAGAUUUGCAAU
This is a messenger RNA of Vicugna pacos (alpaca), 4224 nucleotides long. RefSeq names its product hedgehog interacting protein (gene HHIP). The record is from RefSeq and is a predicted model, not a curated record. Lineage: Eukaryota; Metazoa; Chordata; Mammalia; Artiodactyla; Camelidae.